GCAGAUAACCAUAAUAAUAAACAAAGAAGAAAACCAGCGACGCUACCCGGAAGUCUAUUCUAACCGUAUUGAUUUCCCUUUUCAUUUAUAUCACACCUGACAAAACCCUUUUUUUUUUUAAGUUUGUGUUUCAUGAAGGAUGAUGUUUGAGACUAACGGAGGUGUUUACUAACGCUGCGUGUGGCGGUUAGUGGGUGUCCGGAGCGAUGGAGGUAUCCCAGUGUGGUUGACGCUGUCCCCGGACUUGAUGCACCAUGAUCCCCGUGCCUCUGCUGGUGUGUGUGCUGGCUGCCUGGUGUGCUGUCUACCUCGCAGACACACUACUUAUGUCGUCGUCCACACAUCGGAUCAGCUAUGAGUCCUGGCUGGCCAGGCGAGGUCUGAUGCUGUCUCCUUUCCACUUGAGGUGGCAGACGAGCAUGUUCAACUGGCUGUUUGCGUACUGCGCCCGCAUACAGCCGCGUGCCCUCUACAUCUGGUUCAACAGUGGUCUGGUGUUCGGCCUGGUGGCCAUGCUGGCGUCGGUGGUGCUGCUGGUGAAAACGUUGCAGCAGACCCUCGCUCAGAUGACCACCAGCAACCCUCACAUUGGCGCUCAGCAGACACUGCAGGUGGUGGUGCCCGGCGUCAACCUACCGGUCGGUCAUCUAGGCUACUUCUUCCUCGCCCUGCUACUCAGCGGCGUCAUACACGAGCUGGGCCACGCGGUGGCAGCGCUGAGGGAGCAAGUACGAGUGAAUGGCUUCGGCAUGUUUGUGUUCGUGGUCUAUCCCGGCGCCUUCGUGGACCUCUUCACCACACACCUGAACAUCGUGUCGCCCAUACAGCAACUUCGCAUCUUCUGCGCAGGAGUGUGGCACAACUUUGUGUUGUGUUUGGCGGCGUUGGCGUUCCUCUUUUUGUUGCCGCUGUUCCUCUUCCCUUUGUACACGAGCGGCGUGGGGGCGCUGGUCACCGAGGUUGCACCGGGCUCAGCUGCUGACGGACAGCGGGGUCUCUCCGUGGGGGACAUCAUAACGGGCUUGGAGCAAUGUACUGUCAGCGGGGUGGACGACUGGAACAGCUGCCUGUCUCACCUCUCUCACACGCCGCAAACGGGAUACUGCGUCCCCGCCGCCAGCCUGCAGCCCAGCUGGGCCCACGGACGAGCCUUCAAGCGCUUGGAUGGGACGAUGGACUGCUGCAGCAACAACAGCCUGACAGACCUCUGCUUCUCCUACAUCAAACCUUUGAGCCGCGAGAGAGAGUACGCCUGCAUGCCGGUGCGUAAGAUGGUGACGGGCACAAACGUGUGUCGCAGCGACCGCAAUUGCGACACUCUCGUCAGCCUCAGCGUUUGUGUCACGCCCUCCCUGGAGAACCAGACGCGCUUCAUCCGGGUAACGCACUCUCCUGCCCAACACAUGCUGUUUGUGGGGUACCCGCCACAUCUUCAGCACGCCGUGAGUCUCACCAACUUUGUGCCACGCUUUGGUUUCCUCCACUUAGACAUUCCUGUCUUCUUGGAGACAUUCUGCAAAUACGUGUUUUCCCUCUCGGGCGCCUUGGCGGUGGUCAACUCUGUGCCGUGCUUCGCUCUGGACGGUCAGUGGAUGCUCAGCGCCUUGCUGGAGGCCACGCUGGUCACCGUGGUGACAGACCGCCAGAAGCGCGAGCUCAUCGGCUUCUUCCUGCUCCUUGGCGGCAGUGCCCUGCUGGCCGCCAACGUGGCCUUGGGCCUGUGGAUGGUCACGGCGCGGUAGCCAACCAGCCAUGACGGUCAAAAAACCAAAAACUCGGGACGUGAGCCUGAGGACGACUAAACUGUGAAGAGAUGACAUUACCCAGCAGCCCCCAGGUUUGCCUUCUUACUCUAGUGCAACCUCACAGGGCUACAAAGAUCAAGAGAAGCACACAUGCUGUAUGUAAGGAUGUGAACUAUGUCUCAUUUAGGGUAUUUCAUUACCUCUGCCAAGCUUAAUCAUAACCGUCCAAUGAAAAGCAAUUAUCGCCAAUUUUCUUUUUGUGCUAAAAUACAAUACAAGUUUGUUGGAUAAUAUUAUUUUUUACAUUUGUUAAGUUUUCAUGUGGAAAUGUGUUUGAUAUAUAUUGCAUCUAUUUAUUUUUAACAGGAAACCAUGUUUGAUAAAUCUUAAAAAAUAAGGUAAAAAAUUAAUAAACCAGGGCUAAAAAGUAAAAAUUCAAAAUAUUAUACCGCCAUCCCUCACUCACGUCGCACUUCAAAGUUUGUGGCGUCACUCUAAAUUAAGCACUUUCCAGUAUAAAAAGGGCGACAUGAACUAAAAAUGUCAAACCUAUCAGAGUGCACUGUUCAGUUUCAUUGCCACUGAUUGGCUGAGCUUCAGGCAGUAUUACGGUACCACAUUGGAUUAAAGGAGUGUAAAGGUGAUUAUGUGGUUGUUACUUCCUUCUCAUAAUAUGCCAACCCAUUUUUAGAAAGUAGUGAACAGGUUUUAAGAAUUUUUGAGUCAUGCGUAAAACUCCAAAAAAUGUAUUGUUUGUGCUAAAGUUUUUCUGUCAGCAAACCAACUGACAUUUCAAAAUAUAUGAUAUUCAAGACUUGAAAUAUGUCAAGCUUGUUUUUUAUGUUAUCAUUUUGAUGAUAAUAGCUUACAAUUUUUUGAAAACACCAACAUUUUCUGAGAUUUUUAAUUGUAGGUUUUCAUAAGCUGUAAGCCAUAACUAUCAAAAAAUAUUUCAAAAGAAGGUUUGAAAUAUCUGGAUAUGCAUCUUAUGAGCCUGUGUUAUAUAUUAGAUUCACCUUGUAAUUCUAAUUGCUGGAAUGAACGAACCUUUGCACAUUAUCCAGAUUGCUUGUGUUUCACCUUUAUAAUCAAUAAUUCCUACUUUACAGAAAGUCAUUUGUCUGACAGCCAUUUCCGCAGUAGUAAUAUGACCAUAAACUUGUAAAAUCUACAAUUGCCUAUUAAAUAAUAGUGACUAAAGUUUAUUUUAAGAGUGGCCACAUCAGAUGUCCAUUGCAAACAAGAAAGGGUUAGCCUUUAAACUAACUGUCAGUAAACCAUAUAUAAAUGACACUUGGGAUAUGCCUUCUUAGUGGUACAGGUAAGUCACUACAAGGUAGUUUUACCCUCCAUGUAACAAUAUAGUCUAUCACAUUUGAAUCCCUUUGGCCCACACCGGCCUUCAUCCUCUUAAGUGCAGUUCUCACAUGAGUUUUGGGUAUAGAUCUUUAAAUUGGACUAUAUUGACAUAGCUGCAGGGUUCAAAGAAGCAUUCGAGCUAUGGUUGUCACUAUUCAGUGUACUAUUCUAACUCAUGGUAUAAACUUUUAUUUAUUUGCGGUAUUGCAUUAUGGGUUCUAUCUAUCUUUCUACUCCUCUGCAAUCUGGGUAUGACAUUUUAAACGGUCCCUUGAAUCAAAGUAGCCUUGUAUUUAGCUGUCUCUCAGUACUGCCCAAAAUCUUUACCAUUGAAAAUCCAACAUACCGUUUCAACUAAUGGUAUAACUGUCUAGGAAAAUACAUUAAAUUCAUCAAUAUGUGCUUCUUGAGUUUAUUUUGUCGGUCAACGUAAACCAUCAACGUCAGAUGGCGGGGCUAACACAAAUCGAGUCCGAUUCAGAUUCACCUUUAUUGUUAUUGUACUGAGGGUUUACAACGAGAUUAGGGGGGAGGUACUCCCACAGCCGCUGUGCACAAAGACAAGAUAAACACAAACACAAAACAUGAAAACGGCACCAAAAAACAGACAAAUGCUGUAAAAAAUGCUAUGGAUAAAUAAAUACUGGAAGGUAAUGCAAAGAAUAUAUAAUAUAAAUACUGAAGGUGCGAUUGAUGUACAUAAUUAAAAACAGUGAAAUAAAAGGUACAAGAGUUAAUUCAGGAUGAGGUAGUUUGCGUUACAUAAUCCGCCCUCUGACUUUUAAUGUCUGAGUGACAUUAAAUAAUGCAUGAAAUCAUUAUAUUAUGAAUUAAUUAAAAUAUAAAAAAUUAAAUAAUGGAAUAAUUAAAUUAUGAAAUAUUAAAUGAAAUUAUUAGUUAAAUCUUGAAAUAGUUCCAUGUAAUUUAUUCAUGAUUUACUUAAUUGAUGGUGCAUUUAACAUUAGAUAAAUUCAUCCAUCCAUUGAUUUUCUAUGACACGUUUGAAUAACUAUUUAAAGAUAUACUUAUUUAUUGCAUUUUUGCCAAUUUGGUCCUCCAUAAAAAACAUGUUUCCUGGAGCAGUGUAGAGUGAGGCACGAUAUGCCCUAAGGAGACAGAUCUUCUCCUGGUGUGAACACAUGUCAAAUUUACUAAUUUUGUUUGCCUGAGCUUAUAGGACUCGGCACUCUCUAUUGAUAUCAUGGCCAAAAUAUUUUGUUUUAGUAUAGUAAGUCAACAUUUGUCUUGUUGGAUAAAAAACUGGAAAUGUGA
This is a messenger RNA of Nerophis ophidion (straightnose pipefish), 4376 nucleotides long. RefSeq names its product membrane-bound transcription factor peptidase, site 2 (gene mbtps2). Gene Ontology annotation, cellular component: cytoplasm; membrane. Gene Ontology annotation, molecular function: metalloendopeptidase activity; protein binding. The coding region runs from base 255 to 1742 and encodes 495 amino acids. The record is from RefSeq and is a predicted model, not a curated record. Gene Ontology annotation, biological process: regulation of response to endoplasmic reticulum stress; membrane protein intracellular domain proteolysis. NCBI's taxonomy places the organism in Eukaryota, Metazoa, Chordata, Actinopteri, Syngnathiformes, Syngnathidae. The transcript has 11 exons.